Pollicipes pollicipes is the source of this 2299-nucleotide messenger RNA. Its product is annotated as protein Wnt-7b. Bases 5 to 1099 code for a protein of 364 amino acids. The record is from RefSeq and is a predicted model, not a curated record. The transcript has 6 exons. Gene Ontology annotation, molecular function: frizzled binding; cytokine activity. Gene Ontology annotation, cellular component: extracellular region. Gene Ontology annotation, biological process: canonical Wnt signaling pathway; cell fate commitment; neuron differentiation. Lineage: Eukaryota; Metazoa; Arthropoda; Thecostraca; Pollicipedomorpha; Pollicipedidae.
GACGAUGCGCGCUGUCGCCGCCGCGCUCCUGUUCGUCCUCAUGGCAGCCGCUCGUGGCGUCCCGGCGAUCGCGCAUGUGGAUCGUCUCAAGUGGUGUGACCAGGUCUGCCGUGACCGCCUGGUUCCCUGCAACGGUUACCAUGGCGACGGCGGUGCAGCAAAACUGCGGUCGUCCGCGUCGGGUCCGGUCAGCUGGCGUCAGAUCCGUGGCCUGACACCCCGGCAGCGGGCUUUCUGCCGGCGCCACCGGGACCUGGUGCCGGCGCUGGUGGAAGGCGCAAGGCGAGGUGCGCGCGAGUGUCGCCGCCGCUUCCGACACAGCCGCUGGAACUGCCAGGCACUUGGGCAGCACCUCGAGUUCGGCCAUGUUCAGGUCAAAGGGACGCGCGAGGCGGCCGUGCAGUACGCCCUGCACAGUGCAGCCAUCACGCACGCGCUGCACAGGGCCUGCCAGCGGGGCACGCUGGCCACGUGCUCGUGCGGCGCGGCCAGCCAGCGCCGGCGCACGCUAGAGCAGUGGAAGUGGACCGGCUGCCUGAGCGGCCUCAGCUUCAGCGCCAGGAAGGCCAGGAAGUUCGUCAACGCCAGGGAGGUGGAGCUUGACGCCAGGAGCAGGAUGAACGUGCAUAACAACAAAGUAGGGAUCAGGAUGGUUACGCGGCGGACGCGGCGAAGGUCGCUGUGCCAUGGCGUCUCCGGCAGUUGCGCGCUCAGUACCAGCUGGCAGGAGGCUCCCCGGUCGUUCUCGGCGAUCGGCGUGCCCCUGGCGGCCGAGCGCGAAAGGUCGGUGAUGGUGGUGCUGAGUCCGGCCGGCUCGCUCCUGAAGGCGGCCACCGGGGCGCCGCCCAGCUCCAACAGGCUGGUGCACCUGGAGCUGUCCCCGAGCUACUGCGAGUCGGACCCGGACACUGGCUUUCAGGGCACGGCUGGUCGGCCCUGCCGCAAAAACAGCUCAGUGGCGGGCAGCUGCGCUGACCUGUGUUGUGACCGAGGCCACAGCUCGCGGGUGGUACCCCAGGUCUUCUGCUGCAACUUCCACACGAACUCGGCCAAGCCCAGUCGCUGUCGACACCAGACCCGCGUCAGGACGUGCAACUAAACGCUCCGACAUCCACGGCGUGAUUCAGAUCAUGCUUUGGCGUGUGGGCUUCCUCUGAUUCCUGUAAAACUCGCUCAGGGGCGGAGCUUUGCGACAUCCUUUGCUUCGCUCAGGUUGAUCAUAGGUGGCGCUGACCGCGAUGAGACAGAAAUGACUGCGCUGGCACUGUGUCUUGAUGUUGUGAACAUUGAUGCUUUCAACGACCAUGUUCGAGUCACUGCGAUGAUGUCGACGCGAGGUGAGGUUCGACUCACCAAUUUGUAUGUUCCAUGUAAUAGGCUAUUAAUCCGUGAUAUACAAUAUCCAUCCUGCAGUGAGGAAUGUACGGUAUUAUGAUGAUAUUAAGAUUUAGCACAUUGUCCCGCUGUGUAGCUAGUGCUGUUAGUGAUGUUGGACCAUAUCGUAGGAAGUAUCAUAAUUUGCCGAGAUGCUUUACACCGUCUGAAUGGUCUGUCUUAGUGUAGCUUUUUAUUUUCGGUUUUCAUGACAUGGGUUCAGAUGUACACUCAGCACGGUUCAGUAGUGCGUCCUAUGAGCGUUCGGACCGAGAUCUUCACGCAUUACAUUAAUGAUGCCAUGGCAGGAUUGGUCCAGCACUCCAGGCUCUGGAUGGCACCGUAAAACGGAUAGCCGAAGUGCGGGACAUUACCAAAGUCUACCAGGCUUUAAACCAUCGGAUUAGGCUCCUUGCGCCGCACAGAUGUUUACUCCCAGGUCCUCGGUAUACCACCGUGCCACUCACUCCACCGAAGCAGGCCGGCUAGAGCUGGCAGGGUGCCGAGUGGCGUGUUCGCUGAGGGGUUUCCGCCACCGAGCGUCCCUCUUGUGCAGCCGGCCGCCGGUCGGUGUGGCUGGGGGCCGCUCACUGCCUGCCUUGAAGCGUGCCGUGGGUGACACGGAUAGCUGGGCGGAUACUUGAGGUGCAGUGAAAUUGUUCUUGAUGCAUAUUCAUGUUCUUACGUCUUUUUUGUUUUUUUUCGUGUUUUUUUAUUUCUGUCGCUUUGGUGUCAUUUCGUCGCGCGAAUCGUGUGUCUCGGUGUAUUUAAAGUAAUUGCGUAUCUGGCUUUGUUUUGUAGUGUACAGGCAUUGGGCAAUACACUUUUCUCUAGUGUUUUGCAAUCAUGUGGUCACAAAUCUGUAAGAGCCAUGUUAUGUAAGGAGUCUAGGUGAAAUACAUACAUACAUCCAGCAGCUCAGCUG